Marmota monax (woodchuck) is the source of this 1954-nucleotide messenger RNA. Its product is annotated as izumo sperm-egg fusion protein 1-like. The coding region runs from base 256 to 1833 and encodes 525 amino acids. Gene Ontology annotation, biological process: sperm-egg recognition; fusion of sperm to egg plasma membrane involved in single fertilization; heterotypic cell-cell adhesion. NCBI's taxonomy places the organism in Eukaryota, Metazoa, Chordata, Mammalia, Rodentia, Sciuridae. The record is from RefSeq and is a predicted model, not a curated record. Gene Ontology annotation, cellular component: plasma membrane; acrosomal membrane. The transcript is spliced from 11 exons. Gene Ontology annotation, molecular function: signaling receptor binding; protein binding involved in heterotypic cell-cell adhesion.
ACGGGACCUUCCGUGACACAUAUCCCCUUGGAAAAGCUCUCGACUUCACGCAGCCAAACUGUCCCUCACAAAACCUGAGUUACAGUCGUGGGAAAUAUUAAGGCAGAAGGACGCGGCACCGGGUUCCUCACAGUCUGAAUGGGAUCCUGAGCGAAUCCUGGGUUUGAGGGCACAAGUCAAGGAUCAAGCACCACCUGCUCUUGACCUGGGUGAGAGGACCCUCCUGGUGUUUCCUCUACUGAGUGCUCUGGCUCAAUGGGGCUGUGUUUUGCCCUCCCAUUGGCUGCACUGGCCAGCUGCCUGCUUCCUGCAGACUGUUGUGUAAUAUGUGACCAGGCAGUCUUGACAGCACUAAAGUCCUUGAAAGAGAAUUACCUACCUGAACACCUGGAUAUCAAGAGUCACAAAACAGUGAUGGAAAGAGCAGAGCAGAUCAUAGUGGAAUUCAAGGAUCUUCCGAUGAAGGAUGGUUCCUUUUUGGGGGCCAUAGAUAACAGCACACUGGAAAAGGCAUCUCGGAGUUUGCUGAAGGAGCUGAAACGCAUCACAGACAGUAAUGUAAAAGGGGACCAAUUUGUGAAGCAGCUAUACCAGAUGUUGGAGAAGGAAAAGGGCAAAUUUGCCCAGUAUGCUGCUCAGUUCCAGAAGAAAGAUUAUUGUCCCAACAAAUGUGGUAUGAUGAUGCAGCGUCUGUUAUGGUGUCCAGAUUGUAACUUGGGGGUUUAUAUUUGCUGGAAGUCCCUGGACUGUGGGCAGCGCCUGGUGAAGGUCCAUGAAAAGGAAAACCUGACCUUGAACUGUCUAUUCGAGUGGCAUCCUCUUUCUGUAGGCCUCACAGACUACCAGUUUUACAGGAUUACAGAGGAUGGUUCUGAGAAGUUGCUGUAUAAGGGAAAGAACCCCAUGCUGACCAUUCCUUCAGUGAAUCCAGAUAAUUCUGGUUCCUACCGCUGUGAACUGGGUUCGGUGAGCUCUGGCCCAGCCACGAUCUUUCAUUAUCUCGUCACAGUUUUGCCCCAAAAUUCUACAGAGGAGACAUCAACAACAGACUUAGAGACUGGGGGUGAGACAGCCUCAGAAUUCCAGUCUGAGACGGCCCCACUCCAGGUUGAGACGGCCCCACUCCAGGUUGAGACGGCCCCACUCCAGGCUGAGACGAGCUCAUCAGUCCAGGGUGGGACGGGCACAACAGUCCAAGCUACUAUGGGUCCAACAGUCCAGGGUGAGACAGCCUCAUUACAAGGUGAGCCAGGCACAACAGUCCAGUCUAUGACGGGCCCAACAGUCCAGGGUGAGAUGGCCUCAUUCCAAGGUGAGUCGGGCACAACAUUCGAGUCUAUGAAGGGCCCAACAGUCCAGGAUGAGACGGCCCCACUCCAAGGUGAGAUGGGCACAACCGUCCAAAGUGAGGCAUCCUCUCCAGUCCAGGGUGAGACUGUCCAGGGCGAGGUGGCCCCAUCUGGCCUGGAUGAGAUGGCCCCACUGCCCAGUGAGACGGGCUCACCAGUCCAGGGUGAGAUGACACCAUUUCAGGGGGAAACAGCCCCAGGUGAAGGUGAGACGGCCCCAGGAGAAGGUGAGGCGGCCCCAGGAGAAGGUGAGGCGGCCCCAGGUGAACAUGUGACAGCUCCACCUGGCCAGAAUGUGACAGCCUCACUCCAGGAUGUGAUAGCCCCUGUCCCGGGUGAGACAGCCCAAGCAGGUUUGGAGUCAUCAUCUGAGACCUCCCAGCCAUCACAUGCCAAGAGUAUGCUGCAGGGCCCUCUCUUUGGGCUACUGAUCUGCUCCUCUAUAGCCCUGAUAGCAGCCCUGGGUGUCAGGCGACUUUACUGAAGAACGUGGAAAGCUAAAUCAAAGUCCUAAAUGCUCAGUGUUGACAACCAAUAGAGCUUCUAAGCACCCAAAGAAAAGGGCUUCAGACUUGGGGAAGAAUUAAAUACGUGUCUUAUUGUCU